Messenger RNA from Branchiostoma belcheri (Belcher's lancelet), 1218 nucleotides. RefSeq names its product tetratricopeptide repeat protein 19, mitochondrial-like. Lineage: Eukaryota; Metazoa; Chordata; Leptocardii; Amphioxiformes; Branchiostomatidae. Gene Ontology annotation, biological process: mitochondrial respiratory chain complex III assembly. Gene Ontology annotation, cellular component: mitochondrial inner membrane. Bases 39 to 1157 code for a protein of 372 amino acids. The record is from RefSeq and is a predicted model, not a curated record. The transcript is spliced from 3 exons. Gene Ontology annotation, molecular function: protein binding.
CCGAUGUUAUUUGGGGAAAGGUCAGAUGUCAAAUCAACAUGGCUUCGAUGGUCCAGGUUUUGCUGUCUGCUUGCAGACCAACUGCCCAUCUCUUCUACAGGAGAUGUACGGUAAAUGAUUUCAGAUCAGUGUUAAGGAAGUGCCACGGCUAUUAUUCUCAGCGAACCUGUGUUUUAUCGAGGGCAGCUCCCCGUCUGCCGCCUGGACUGAGAUCUCUGGUCGGAGGGACCACCGUGGCUGCCGGGGUCUUCGGACUUUUCUCUUCUCUGAAAGGGGAGGACAGUCAAGAAGCUCCGAAGGACGACGACAUAACCUUGAUGGUUAAACGUGCUAAACUUUUGAUGGACCAAGAUAAAAGCGCGGAAGCGGAGAUCAUCCUUCACCAAGCCCUGAAACUCUCCCAAGCACGGCAGAUUGACUACGCCACGGCCUAUGUGUACGACAUGCUGGGCGAACUGGCGCUCAAGAACGAGCACUGGAGUAAAGCAGAAAGGUUGUUCAAGGAAACCCUGAAAGUUCUGGUGUCCUCCGGAACUGACCAAGAUGACAACGCCGUUCUGGAAAUAUCUCUUAAGAUCGCUGGGAUCUACGGCAAUCAGGGGCGCACACAGCUGGCAUGGCAGGGCUAUCAGUGGUGUGUGAAGACCCUGGAGGAGAAGGUGGCCAACAAGGCUGCUGACGAGGAUACCAUUUUGUUGCUAGGUAUGUGUCUACACCACUAUGCUGCAUUUGCUGCUUUACAAGGACAACUGUUCCAUGCCAGGACUCUGAUGAGUAAGGCUCUGAUGAUCUGUAGAACUGUGCAGGGGAAUGACCAUCCACAGACAGGGGUUCUACUCAACGACCUGGGGACGAUGUAUGUGGAACAAGGAUUGUAUGAAGAAGGCAUGACCUGUUUUGAGGAGGCCAAGGCAGUGGCAGAACAAUUGUCUGUGGAAGACCUGCCUGCCAUCUUGUGUAACAUGGGAAUGACCUUAGUGCACCAGAAACAGUUCAAAGAAGCCAAGAAGACAUUAAAAGAAGCUCUAGCUCUUGCUAAGAAGAACCACGAUGGCCUGUCUAAGAAAGAAAUCUUACUGUGCUUAAAAGAUCUAGAGAAGGCUGAAAAUUCUGAAAAACUGGCUAAUGCAAAGAAGGAUGAUGAACAAUCCAGCUGAACACAUCAAAUUUUAAUAUCUUGACACAAAGAUUUUCUUUAACUAUUGUAUAAGUUCUUCA